AUGAAAAGUCUAUUUCGUUCUCGUCUUCCUGCACCAUUAGAAACAGCUCAAACUAAACGAUUAAGUAAACAAUUUCAUUUACCGGAAGAAGAGAUUGAAGAAUGGUAUGAACGAUUUCAACACUGUUAUCCUCGUGGUCUUUCUUCAAAAGAAUUUGUAUUUUAUUUACAUCAAAUACAAAUUAAAAAUGGAAAAGAUAAACGUCCAACAAAAUCUAUCGUCAAACGACUUUUUCGUUUAUUAGAUAUAAAUCAAGAUAAACAAUUAGAUUUCGAAGAAUUUUUUCAAUUUAAUAUAUUAAUUAAUCAAGGUUCAAGUGAAAAUAAACUUAAACUAAUAUUAAGUUUAUAUGAUAAAGAUAAACAAAAAUAUUUAACACGACAACAACUUGAAAAUGUUCUAAUUAAUAUGUUUGAUUUAUUAGAUAUUCCCAUACCAAAUAAUGGUUUAUCCGAAAGAAUCAAUACGAUUUUAACACGUGGUAAUUUUAACAAUCAAAAUUCAAAAAUAAGUUGGCAUGCAUUUCGUACACAUAUUCUUGAUAAUUCAUCAUCAUUUAAUCUUCUAGUAUCCAAUGAUGAUUGGGACUAUUUAAUAACAAGAUUUUAA
Messenger RNA from Adineta steineri, 609 nucleotides. Lineage: Eukaryota; Metazoa; Rotifera; Eurotatoria; Adinetida; Adinetidae. The record is from the annotation of a GenBank genome assembly.